This is a messenger RNA of Nematostella vectensis (starlet sea anemone), 3708 nucleotides long. Its product is annotated as EF-hand calcium-binding domain-containing protein 4B. NCBI's taxonomy places the organism in Eukaryota, Metazoa, Cnidaria, Anthozoa, Actiniaria, Edwardsiidae. The record is from RefSeq and is a predicted model, not a curated record. The transcript is spliced from 21 exons. The coding region runs from base 332 to 2980 and encodes 882 amino acids. Gene Ontology annotation, molecular function: GTPase activity; calcium ion binding; GTP binding.
AAUUUGUAACGUAACCAUGAACACCGACCGGCAGAGCAUGCAUCCAUCGUUUACUUGGCUCGAUCAAUAUGCAAACCCGAACUCGCAACUCGAGCCGAAAACAUAAGCCACGCUUGCGUUAAAAUAACGGACAAGGAUUCAAAUGGUGGCGUCCAGGAUCUAAGUUUCGUCCAAGCUCUGAAACAUCUGAUUUUUGUACGAAGCUGGUUUCGGACCCUGCCUUAUCAGUUGUGCUCCAACACUAGAAAAUAUUGGCUUCACGUUUGGGUUAUAAAUACGCGUACAAUGGAAGCACGAGUUAUGCCUCGAAGCUGUUUUAGUGCUCUUUAAGAUGUCUGUCCAUAAGCUAGGGAGGGACACGCUCCGAGAGAGGGCUACCGAGUUAUUUAGCCUGUGUGAUCAAGAAAGCAAGGGCUACAUUACACAGAAUGACCUUGUUGCCGUAAUCACAGAUUUGGAGUUGCCGCUAGAUGCUGCCCAAGUCCAGCAGGCAUUCUCUAAACUAGAUGACGAUCAAAAUGGUUAUUUAACUCUUGAAGAGUUUACUGCAGGCUUUGGUUUAUUCCUGGGUCUGGAUGGUGUCGAUAAUGAUGGAGAUUUAGACGAAAUCGCAACAAGUGAUCCGGGCCGGGAAUUAUUUUACCUGUGUGACUCCGACCGGAAAGGUUAUAUCACGAAGACCGAUUUGCACAGAGUUGCGGUAGAUUUAAGUCUAAAUUUUGACCAAUUAGACCUGAUAUUCAAUCAACUUGAUCAGGAUGGCAAUGGUCGCCUCACUUUGGAUGAAUUCGUUCUGGGAUUUGGAAAGUUUCUAAGCGGUGCGGAGUCAGAAGAUGAGCAAAGCAAUGGAUUUAUUGAGGAUCAGGACAACUUAGACGGCUAUCAAGACCCAUCUAGCGAUGUAUUUGAGAAUAUUUCCUCCGAAGAAGGUUCCCCGACGGUACAAGAAGACCCGAUGUUCUCGGAAGUCGUAGAAACUGUCGGCGAGGACGUAUUAUCAGGAGCUCUAUCCAAAGAUCAACUUCGCGAUCUCUGGGAGUCACUUCAGCACAACGACAGCAGAGCUGUACAAAAAUUUCAGGAUUUUCUCACGAAAGUGUCGGCAGAAAUUCGCCGUGCAAGAAAUGACUCCGAGCAACUGGAAACUGCGCUAAAAAGUAAAAUGAACUCUCAUGACACUGAGGUGCAAAAGCUGUAUGAGGAGAUGGAACAACAGAUCAAAGUUGUCCGGGACACUUACCAACAAGAGCAACAAAAGCGUGAGAAGCAAAUCAAGACAGAGCUCAUGAGCGAGCUUGAGAGAAAAGAAAUGGAGAUCCAAUGGAUGAUGAACAAACAGAAAAAGCUCGAGGAUGAAAUCGCAAUGAAGGAAAAGGGCGAACAGGAGAUCAAGACGGAGAACGAAAAACUGUUAGAGAAAAAUUGGACGUUAGAAGAGCAGCUUAACAGCUCUGUGUCAUCCCUUGAAGACACGAGAAGCUACGUCCAUCAGCUUCAAGCAAUGACUGCCGAGGAGAAGAAAGAACGAGCGAGGGCAGCCAUGAGGGUAACAGAGGGGAUGCAGAGAGAACAACAAAGUCUGAUUGAGCAGCUGGACAUGCUAAGAGAGAUCAACCAGAAAUUGCGUGACGACCGUGACGCCAUCGAAGCUGCGCACCAAGCGAUGCUAAUGACCAAGCGCGAUCGCGGAAGCAGCCUGGGCGACGAGAUAGAAGAGGCUGAGGGUAAGAAGAAAGUAAAUCGUCAGGGCUCAAAAAUGUCCAAGUACUGGGACAAGAGACAGAACUCAAAUGGCGCGACGUCACCAACAAGCCCGCGGGGCCAGCUGGGAUCAAUUGGCAGCAUUGCCGAAGAGGGAGAGACUGGGGAAGAGUUUAAUCUGCACAGAUCCAGUGAGAGAAACAAGCCUCGACGCAAAUCCUCCCGACGACGCAGUCGCAUGAAGAAACAGAACAACGUGUUGGCCAACUAUUAUAGUAGCAACGUAGAGGGGUUGUCGUCGAGCGACCAAGCCCUAGAGCUGUCUGCACUGACCCGCGAAGUAGAAUUUGAGGGAGACGAGGAGCUCGCGAAGAUCAUUGAUGACAAACCACCCGAGAGGCCCAUAUGGGCCAGGAAGAUCAUGGCGGCCUUCGAGGAGUCUGAAAAAGCCAAGAAGGAGAAAGAGGAAAAAGAUAAGGAAGAGUUCCGACAGCGAAAAGCAGAUCUUCUUUCAUCCGAUCUACGUAGCUCUGAAGAUGAAAGAAGUGCUUUUUCCGAUGCGUUCAAUUCAUCGUCAGAACUUGAAAGCGAUUCCUCGUGCCCGCGAUCCCCCCGUACAGCGCCCGUAGGCAAGGAUGACGAGGCAUACCACGAGUCUGCUUCGCAAGCCUCCCCGACUCGGUUGAAAACCCCAGAGAGAGUGUUCAAGGUGGUGUUCAUAGGUGACUCGGGUGUCGGCAAGUCUAGCUUCCUACACAGGUUUUGUCACGAUCAGUGGAAGCCAUCCUUCACUGCUACCAUAGGAGUGGAUUUUCAGAUAAAAACAAUGAAUGUCAAUGGCCAGUGUAUUGCCAUACAGCUUUGGGACACUGCAGGACAGGAGAGGUUCCGAAGCAUUACCAAGCAGUACUUCCGUAAGGCAGACGGCAUUCUGAUAUUUUAUGACGUCACAGCCGAAUCUUCCUUCACCAACCUUAAAAGUUGGAUGGUUAGUGUGGAGGAGGGGGCAGAAGAGGGAGUUGCAAAGAUGGUACUGGGGAACAAGACGGACCUUGCAGAGGACGAGGAGAGCAGAGUAGUCAAGACAAUUGAUGGGAAGAACUUGGCAAAUCAAUAUGAUGCUCUCUACAUGGAAACAAGUGCCAAAACAGGCAACAACAUUCAAGAGGCAAUGUACAAGUUGGCGGAAGUUUUACAAGCUCGUGAAGAUCAAAUGAUGCAAAGUGUUCUGACCCUUGCCAAUACUUCCAAGAAGAAGAAGAAAUGCUGCAAAUCGUAGUCAGGUUAUAAAAGGAUUCCUGGAACCUAAGCAUUUUUAGUAAAAUGUCCACUAUUAGAAUGUUGAGAUACCAUGGAAUGUAGAUUAUAUAACUAAUAUAAAUUCAAGCAAUACUUUUGCAGUUUUCUACUGUGAGAUAUUUAUUUCUAUCUUUUACUUGUCUAAAGUCCAGGAGACAAAAAAAACUGUACUAUGUGCAGCAAAAUAAUUGAUGCUCUAAAAUGUUAUAAAGCUUUUAAUUGAGUAUUUAUUUAUUGUUGGGUACAAUAAUUAAGAUAAUUAACAAUAGGAUCUGUUGUAGAUACCGAAUAGGGAUCCUAAGUCUUUUUACUUUCCCUGAAAGCUUUUCAUAUUUCCAAUUUUUAAUCACAUUAUGCUGUAGGGUUAAAAAUAAUACAAUGGAAUACUGGUUGAUAGGUAAUCAUGCCUUACUAAUUAUUAGACAUUUGAAAAACCUUACUCUAACCAGAGUAAACAAGAUUUACUUAAUAAAGAAAUAAGAUAAGUAACAUACAAGUGUUGUUAUGAAAAUAUCAUAAUGGUGUGAAAGAUCAUAAAACUGUACAGCAAAUAACACACUUUUGAAAUUAGUGGGGUCAAUUUUUCUAGCUACCUUUCAUCAAUUAGCCUCCUUACCCUUGAUAGUAUACAUCAACAGCAACUCAUGUAUGUUUAUAAAAAAAAAUGUCUAGAAUAAAAUAUUUAUUAAAGUGGACCUCAUUGAAAAA